AGAGAGGGAGAGGGUAGAGGGAGAUGGUGGCGAUGGGGGGGAAGGGUUUGGGGCGGCUCCUAGCGGCGCUUGCGGCGGCGCUCUUCCUCCGCGCCGUCGCCGGCCCCGGCCCCGCGCUUCCCCUGCCGGAGUACGCCGACGAGGACGCGGCGGAGCGCGGCGGCGCCGUCGCCGGAGACGACGAGGGGGAGGAGGGGGAGGAUGCGGUCGCCGGAGGAGGAGGGGCGGUGGCGCCGGUGACCAUCCGCUGGAGCGGCGUCACCUGCGCCCUCUCCGACAAGCGCGGGAAAACGAUGAGAUUUUUGCUGUCGAAUGUAAGUGGAGAGGCGAAACCAGGAAGAUUACUAGCAAUCAUGGGCCCUUCGGGGUCGGGGAAGACAACUUUGCUUAAUGUGCUAGCUGGACAGCUUGCGGCAUCACCUCGCUUGCAUCUUUCCGGGUAUUUGGAAGUUAAUGGGAGGCCGAUGUCGCGAGGUGGUUACAAGAUUGCUUAUGUGAGGCAAGAGGACCUUUUUUUCUCGCAGUUGACUGUGCGAGAAACACUUUCACUUGCUGUUGAACUCCAGCUUCCUGAUUCAUUGCCACCUGAGAAGAGGGAGAAGUACGUCGGCGAGCUUCUGUUCAGGCUGGGCUUGGUCAGUUGUGCUGAUUCUAUUGUGGGCGAUGCAAAAGUUCGAGGCAUUAGUGGCGGUGAAAAGAAGCGCCUAUCACUUGCUUGUGAAUUGAUUGCUAGUCCAUCUGUCAUCUUUGCUGACGAACCAACUACCGGUCUGGAUGCCUUUCAGGCAGAGAAAGUGAUGGAAACUCUUAGACAGCUUGCGGAAGAUGGACAUACUGUGAUCUGCUCUAUACACCAGCCAAGAGGUUCAGUCUACAGCAAAUUUGAUGACAUUGUAUUAUUAUCCGAGGGAUCAGUUGUAUACAUGGGUCCUGCAAAAGAAGAACCUCUGACCUACUUUGCUACAUUUGGGUUUCAAUGCCCGGACCAUGUGAACCCAGCUGAGUUUCUUGCUGAUCUCAUUUCAAUCGAUUAUAGUUCUGCUGAAAGUGUACAUUCUUCUCAGAAAAGAAUCGAUGAUCUUGUUGAAGCAUUUGCUAACAGGAUUCCAAUUACUGAGUGUAUCAGUCCAAUUACAAUUUUGGGGACCUCCAAAUUUCCAGCAAAAGUUGGCAGGAAAACUCUAGUUAAGAAGAGAAGUGGUUGGUGGAGGCAAUUCUGGUUGCUUCUUAAACGAGCUUGGAUGCAGGCUUGGCGUGAUGGACCAACAAACAAAGUGAGGUCGAGAAUGUCCAUCGCUUCAGCAAUCAUAUUCGGAUCAGUCUUCUGGCGGAUGGGGAGAAGUCAGACAUCCAUACAGGACAGGAUGGGACUUCUUCAGGUGGCUGCAAUUAACACAGCAAUGGCGGCUCUUACCAAGACUGUUGGAGUUUUCCCAAAGGAACGUGCAAUAGUAGAUAGGGAACGUGCUAAGGGUUCCUAUUCCUUGGGCCCAUAUCUUUUGUCUAAAUUGCUUGCUGAAAUCCCUAUAGGAGCAGCAUUUCCAUUAAUGUUUGGUACAAUUUUAUACCCAAUGGCUCGUCUUCAUCCUACUAUAUCCAGAUUCGCUAAGUUCUGUGGCAUAGUGACUGUCGAAUCCUUCGCCGCAUCUGCCAUGGGUCUUACCGUUGGGGCGAUGGUCCCUACAACUGAGGCAGCAAUGGCUGUUGGGCCAUCACUUAUGACUGUAUUCAUUGUCUUUGGAGGCUAUUAUGUCAAUGCCGAGAAUACCCCCAUCGUCUUCCGAUGGAUCCCUCGAGUCUCUCUCAUCAGAUGGGCUUUCCAAGGGCUUUGCAUUAAUGAAUUCAGUGGUCUCGAAUUUGAGCAUCAGAAUAGUUUUGAUGUACAGACUGGAGAACAGGUUUUGGAGAGGCUUUCCUUCGGAGGAAGCCGCAUCGGGGAUACGAUGAUCGCGCAGGGAAGGAUUUUGAUGUUCUGGUACUGGACAACUUACCUACUGCUGAAGAAAAACAAGCCAAAAUACCAACAGCUUCUGCCCCCCACUACAGUGAAGCACCAAGUUGAGCAACUUCAACCUGCCAAGGAGAGAUCUAUAUGAUCUUUUCUCCGGUAGCAUAUGUAAUCGCGGCAUUUUGAAUUAGGUUUAGUUUCUGUUUAUGUGGAGAGGGUGAAUGUUGAUGGCCUCUUUGUUCUGAUAUAAUAAUGUUUUUAAACAUGUAUGUUUUUUCAGUACCCUAGUUCGGCAAAUGAUUGUAUCACGCUUGCUGCAGAGUGGAGUUUAAUUUCAGUGGUACUUUGAAUGUAAUUAUUAAUGCAAUAUAGUUGAAAAUGUAUGCAGUUAAAAAUACAAUAGUUA
Molecule: messenger RNA, 2354 nt
Organism: Ananas comosus (pineapple)
Lineage: Eukaryota; Viridiplantae; Streptophyta; Magnoliopsida; Poales; Bromeliaceae
Product: ABC transporter G family member 7
Exons: 11
Coding region: 24-2096 (690 amino acids)
Cellular component (GO): membrane
Molecular function (GO): ATP binding; ATP hydrolysis activity; ABC-type transporter activity
Source: RefSeq, a predicted model, not a curated record